This is a messenger RNA of Malus domestica (apple), 1890 nucleotides long. Its product is annotated as U-box domain-containing protein 9. The record is from RefSeq and is a predicted model, not a curated record. Gene Ontology annotation, molecular function: ubiquitin-protein transferase activity; protein binding. Gene Ontology annotation, biological process: protein ubiquitination. NCBI's taxonomy places the organism in Eukaryota, Viridiplantae, Streptophyta, Magnoliopsida, Rosales, Rosaceae.
UUUAGAGAGAGAGAGAGAGAGAGAGAGAGAGAGAGAGAGAGAGAGAGAGAGAGAGUGGGAAUGUGGGAUGCGUUUGUGUUGCGUCUGGUUUUGGCAUUUGACUAUUUGUGGUUUCCUUCAAUUUUUUCCAGUUUCAUUCUCAGUCAUCCCAGCUACUUUCAGUGAGAACAGAAGAAAGCAGAAGAACACAGACAACAAUGACAUCCACUGCAAUCCUCCUCCACCUUUGCUUCUCCAUUGUCAGAAACGAAAGUUCCAUCUGAUCAUUUCCCAUCCCCGGAAUCAGAAACCCACCAAAAACCCCCGUAAUGGCAAAGACGGGCGUGUUUGACUCUGAUCCGACGGCGGUGGCGAAGGCGGCGGAGUUGAAGAAGGAGCUGCAGAGGCUGGUGAAAGCAAUUGUCGACGACGAGGAUUUCACCACCCAGACAAUCGAUCAGGCCAGAGACACCCUCUCUGCUCUGAAAGAAUUGAAGCUCAAGAAAAGAUCGCUCUCUCUCAAGCUCAAAGAUGUCCUCUCUUGCCCGGAAGAGUUCCGGUGCCCGCUUUCGAAAGAGCUGAUGAGAGACCCUGUGAUUGUUUCCACAGGCGAGACGUAUGAUAGGCCAUUCAUCCAAAAAGGACUAAAAGCCGGCAACAGGAUAUGCCCCCGAACGCAACAAGUGCUCACACACACAAUCCUUACACCGAAUCACUUGGUUCGUGAAAUGAUAUCGCAAUGGUGUAAGGAUCGAGGGAUUGAAUUGUCGGAUCCCGUCCUCCUAGUCAAUGAGGAUGGCAUAACAGAAUCAGAUCGCGACCAUUUUCUUUCUUUGCUCAAGAAGAUGUCUUCGACAUUUCCUGAGCAGAAAGAAGCUGCAAAGGAGCUUCGGAUGUUGACGAAGAGGAUGCCUUCUUUCCGGGCACUUUUUAGCGAGUCUACACAUGCCAUUCCUCAGUUGCUCAGUCCUCUAUCUGAAGGCAAGUUUGAAGAUGGUAUUCAUCCGGAACUUCAAGAAGAUGUGAUCACCACGCUCUUGAAUCUGUCAAUCCAUGACAACAACAAGAAACUUGUGGCAGAAACUCCAAUGGUAAUUCCUUUACUUAUGGAAGCAUUGCGAUCGGGGACCAUUCAAACAAGGAGCAAUGCAGCUGCAGCCCUUUUCACUUUGUCAGCUCUUGAUUCCAACAAGGCACUUAUUGGGAAAUCAGGUGCCCUAAAGCCACUCAUCGCUCUCCUAGAUGAGGGUCAUCCAUUAGUUAUGAAAGAUGUUGCCUCUGCGAUUUUCAAUCUGUGCAUCACUCAUGAGAACAAGGCAAGAGCUGUGAGAGAAGGGGCAGUGAAGACGAUUCUGAAGAAGAUAGCUAACCGUGUGCAUGUUGAUGAGUUGUUGGCCAUCCUUGCAAUGCUCUCAAGCCAUCCAAAGGCUGUGGAGGAAAUGGGAGAGCUUGGAGGCGUUUCUUGCUUGCUCCGUGUUAUCAGGGAGACCAAUUGUGGACGCAACAAGGAGAAUUGCAUUGCAAUCCUUCACACAAUCUGUUUGAAUGAUCGAACCAAGUGGAGGGAAAUUAGGGAAGAAGAAAACGCUUAUGGAACAAUAACCGAGCUUGCACAGAAUGGAACUUCAAGGGCUAAGAGGAAAGCUAGUGGCAUUCUUGAUCGACUGAACAGAGCUGUAAAUCUCACACAUACUGCAUGAUGGUGAAUCCUCCUCUUUCACCAUAUUUGUAAAUUCUUCACCUAUUUCCAGAGCUCGGGUUGUUAGUAUAGCGUACUACUUAAGCAACACCGAGCAUCAUGUGUUCAUUCUCAAUCCCCGUUUUGUAUGUUCGCGUUUUAUCUUCCAGAGAUUUCAAGUUGAAGAGCUAGCCAUGAAGAAGAAAUAAAAAAAAUCAAGCUUUAUAUAUCUA